Molecule: messenger RNA, 1003 nt
Organism: Andrographis paniculata
Lineage: Eukaryota; Viridiplantae; Streptophyta; Magnoliopsida; Lamiales; Acanthaceae
Product: protein SRC2-like
Exons: 1
Coding region: 43-807 (254 amino acids)
Biological process (GO): defense response
Source: RefSeq, a predicted model, not a curated record
CUCAUUUCCAUUAUUCCAUACAAUAAUUUAAUUUCCAAAAAAAUGGGCUACGAAGUCGAGGUCACCGUCGCCUCCGCCAAAAACCUCAAAAACGUCAACUGGCGCCGCGGCAAUCUCCGCCCCUACGCCGUCCUCUGGAUCGACCCCGCCAAUAAGUGUUCCACACGCGCCGCCGACGCCGCCGGCGAAGAUCCCGUCUGGGACGACAACCUCAUCAUCCCCUUCAUCUCCCCGCUCCACGACGCCACUCUCUACAUCGACGUCGUCCACGCCGCCGCCGCCGACGACGACGGGACUAAGCCCAUCGUCGGCUCCGCCAAGCUCCCCCUCCGCGACGUCGUCGACGCCGUCGGCUUCGCCGCCCGGUUCGAGAAAAACCUGGAGCUGAAGCGCCCCUCCGGCCGGCCGCAAGGCAAGGUCGAGGUCCACGUCAGCGUCCGGGAGCCGGGCCACCGCGCGCCGGAGCCGUACUACGCCGCCAAUCCGUACGGCGUCCCUCCGCCGGAGGCCCGGGGGUAUGAGAAUCCAUACGGCGCGGCUCCUCCGUACGGGCAGCCGGGCGGGUACUACGAACAGCCCGGGUAUUACGGGCAGCCCGCGGCGGCGGCGGCGGCCGGAGAGGAGCAUAAGAAGAGCGGUAGUAAGUUUGGAAUGGGGACGGGAUUGGCGGUGGGCGCGGCGGCGGGGCUGGUCGGCGGCGUCGCUUUGGCGGAGGGAUUCGAUGCGCUGGAGGACCACAUAGCUGAUGACGUGGCGGAGCGUGUGGAGGACGAUUAUGCGGACGGUGGAGAUGACGAGGAUUUCUAAGUGGGAAUUUUAGAUGAUCAGCCACUCGCGUGCUUCCACGUGGCUGUCUUUUAUUGGUGGUUUUGUUCUGUUAAGAAGAAAAUUGUCCCUUUUCGAUUUUACACCGUUUCUUCCAGCGAAAUAAUUUGUUGUUAUUUCGGUUUGUAAAGUUUUUAUAAAAAAUAAAAGUAAAACUCUAACAAAUUAUACUUCAAAA